Messenger RNA from Rhincodon typus (whale shark), 564 nucleotides. It is a transcript of the gene echs1, whose product is annotated as enoyl CoA hydratase, short chain, 1, mitochondrial. NCBI's taxonomy places the organism in Eukaryota, Metazoa, Chordata, Chondrichthyes, Orectolobiformes, Rhincodontidae. The record is from RefSeq and is a predicted model, not a curated record. The transcript has 3 exons. The coding region runs from base 94 to 549 and encodes 151 amino acids.
GCCCAGAUCGGGUGAUUGACAGCUCCCGGGCAGGGUGGCGUUUAGGCUAUCGCGAUAUUCUCAGGAUCUGGGACAGAGGCAUAGGCGGAUCCCAUGCAAAGAAUGGCAACAAUGUCCUUUCUGUUUAGGGCGGCUGCGUUUUCUCUCCGUGCCUCCAGGUCCAAUGCAGUCAGGGCGUACAGCGCAGGUGGCCAGUAUCAACACUUACUCGUGGAGAAAAAGGGUGAGCAGAAGAAUGUGGGGUUUAUCCAGCUGAAUCGGCCAAAGGCAUUGAACGCUUUGUGUGAUGCUUUGAUGAAGGAACUCGGUCAGGCACUGGACUUGUUUGAGGAUGACUCGACAGUCGGAGCCAUUGUCCUGACAGGAAGUGAAAAGGCAUUUGCAGCUGGUGCUGAUAUCAAGGAGAUGGAGAAGAAAACUUUCCAGGAAUGUUAUACUGGGAACUUCCUUUCCCAUUGGAACCGCGUGGCAACAUCACAAAAGCCGGUUAUCGCUGCAGUGAAUGGCUAUGCUGUAGGUAGUGCUGACGAUCUAAAGUUGACACUUUGAGCUUAUGGAACACGU